Molecule: messenger RNA, 1770 nt
Organism: Botrytis byssoidea
Lineage: Eukaryota; Fungi; Ascomycota; Leotiomycetes; Helotiales; Sclerotiniaceae
Exons: 5
Coding region: 1-1770 (589 amino acids)
Source: RefSeq, a predicted model, not a curated record
AUGCGCUCCCUCUUCUCGCGCUCCCCGGAUCUCGAAGGAGGCCAAAAUCGCAGCACGUACAAAAAAGGUUUCACAGGCGAUCAUCGCGGACGCACACACAUCCCUCCGAAUCCCUCUCCUCUCUUCUCUCCACACGCCCAACAUUCGCCCUUUAGUGUUCCCUCGGCGUCCUAUAGACAUGAUACGAUUUUUCGGCCGCCGCCUAGUCCGAGUCCAAAGAGUGGGACGUUUAGUGAGAGGGAGUGGGGUGUGGGUAUGGGGGAGGGGGAGGGGAAUGGGGGUGCGAGUGGGAAUGGAUUGGUUGAUGAGAGAUCAGGUUUGGAUCGCUUGGAUCAGGAGCAACUUGCUCGUCUUCAUGAAUAUUUGGGUGUUCUUCCCGCAAGAGGAACAGGAAUCGGAACAGGAAUCGGAACUCCUCCGAGUGGAAGAAGAGGGUUUAGUAUGAGUGAUCCGAAUGAUCGGGAUCGCGCUCUUCGUAUUUCACCUACUUCUGUACCUGCCAGUAUACCUCCUCCUGCUGCUCUCCCUACACCCCUCUCUCCACACUCCCGACUCAAGAAAAAUCUCAAGCAUCAAGUUGCGGAACAGCAGUUUCGGUCGAAUAGAAAUGGGAGUGUGGGGUGUGGUUGUGAGUGUGAUGUGUUAGGGGAUGAAGAUAAGGAGGUGCAUUACCACUCGCGGGUUUUUCGGGAGGCGUUGAGGAAUGCGUUGGGGGGUGUGCAGAGGGAGAUGGGAGUUCAGGGGGUGGGGAGUGGGGAUAGAGAUAAAGAUAAGAAUGGAGAUGUGGAGGGAAGGAAACCGGUCAUGCAGAGAAGAGGGGCGAGUGAGGGGGUGAGAGAAGGUGGAUUUACGGGACCGAUGGAGAGGGAGAGGAAAGAGGAUGUGUCGCCGAGGGAUCUGAAGGAGUUUUUGGAGGAAUAUGAUCCUCGACCGGAGGAUUUGCCGGAUGUAUACCCAAUGGGUGAACAUAGAGCAAUGCUGCGAACGAUGUAUUUGGAGGAUAUCUUGCACGCGACGGCGAAAUUGCAUAUGCAUAAUUGGAUUUUGUUGAGUCGGAAUGAGAAAUAUGAGGAUUUACGCAUUCCCGCCCGCUGGGACCAAAUCCAAGAAGAUCUCGAAAAAUACACCCGCUCUAUCCGCAACUACACCUACUGGCUCCGCUCCCCCAUGGCGCUCCUCGAACUCCCCAGAUCAUCUCUUCCCCCGCGCUUCCAUCUCUACGGCAAACAACUUGCGAUUCUCGAGUGUGCGCGCGCGUGGAAUCUUCCGCCCGAAAGAGAGUGGAUUGGUGAGUUGGAGAGGAAGCUGGUCGCGUAUCAGACGGAUUGGAGUGUGAGUAAUGGGGUUUGGGCGGGUGUGAGGAGGGGGGCGAGGAGGAGGGGGGAAAGAGGGGGAAGUGGAUGGGGAAGGGGAGUGGGGAGGUUUGUGGGGGGGGUUGUGGGUGGUGGUAGUAUCCUCGCGCCCAUCAGCAUCCUCAUUCUCUGGCCCGGCGGUAUAUCCCACACCGCCGGCGUAGGAAUCAUCGGAGUCAGCGUCGCAAUUAUGGGCAUCAUACUCGUAUGGAUUAUGGAUGGAGGAGGAGAGCACAAAAGUGGAUGGGAGGGUAUGGAGGGGGAGAGAGGUGUUGAUGGAGAUGGAGAUGGAGAUGGAGAUGGGAAAAGAGGGUUUUUGGGAGGGGGAGAGCGAGAAUGGGGGGUAAAGGGUGUCAUGCUGGUUUUGGGAGCGUAUGCGGCGGUUUUGGCGGUGUUUUUGGGGGUAGCGGUUUUGUAG